AUGAAAUGAAUUUUUAGCCGAAGCAAUUUCUCUCUGAAAAGACUCUCAGAAAUUUCUAUUGUGCUAUUCUCCAGUUUCCACUAUGCAAAGGUGGAACAAGAAGAAAACCCAGUUCCCUCUACUCGCAUUGAUCUUCCUCAUCUUCAUCAUCUUGUCGAUCCUCCACAACGAACGCAGCAUUCUUCAAAUCCAACAAGAUGAUCAACAACAACAACAACAACACCAACAAGAAGGUCACCAUGUUCGUCCCCACCAGCAAAAUUACUUCACCUUCGUCAAGCCCAAUCUCCUCAGACUUCCCGGUCGACCCCUAGAGGUUAUCGAUAGGUUCACUAAAUGCAAUUCCACUAGAGAGAACAGUCGCCGGAAAAUCGAGUUGACCGCUGUGUCCGGUCAACGGCGCCGGAGAAAGAGUACGGAGGAGAAGUGUGAUGUGUUCUCUGGGAAGUGGGUGUUCGACAACACAUCGUACCCGCUGUACAAUGAGUCCGGGUGUCCGUACAUGUCGGACCAGUUGGCGUGUCACAGGCAUGGGAGGGAUGAUUUGGGCUACCAGUACUGGAGGUGGCAACCCCAUGGUUGUAAUUUGAAGAGGUGGAAUGCGACUGAAAUGUGGGAGAAGUUGAGAGGAAAAAGGCUAAUGUUUGUGGGGGAUUCGUUGAACAGAGGGCAGUGGAUAUCAAUGGUGUGUUUGCUACAGUUGGUGAUCCCCGCAGAUAAAAAAUCCAUGUCGCCAAAUGCCCCUCUUACCAUUUUCAGGGCAGAGGAAUAUAAUGCGACUAUUGAAUUUCUAUGGGCCCCACUUCUUGUAGAAUCAAAUUCCGAUGACCCUGUGAAUCAUAGAUUGGAUGACCGAAUAAUUCGUCCUGAUUCAGUUCUCAAGCAUUCCUCACAAUGGGAGCAUGCUGAUAUAUUAAUUUUCAACACAUAUCUGUGGUGGAGACAGGGUCCAGUUAAGCUGUUAUGGAGUGCUGAAGAAAGUGGUAUUUGCGAAGAGUUAGAUGGUCUUGGAGCCAUGGAAUUGGCCAUGGGAGCUUGGGCUGAUUGGGUAGCAUCUAAAGUGGAUCCUCUUAGGAAGCGGGUAUUUUUCGUGACAAUGUCUCCUACACACCUUUGGAGUCGAGAAUGGAAACCAGGAAGUGAAGGUAAUUGCUAUAGUGAGAAAACUCCUAUAGAUUCAGAGGGUUACUGGGGAAGUGGUUCUGACCUGCCUACCAUGCGCAUGGUGGAGAAUGUCCUUCACAAGUUGGGUUCCAAGAUUUCAGUGAUCAACAUUACUCAGCUCUCAGAGUAUCGAAAAGACGGUCACCCGUCAAUCUACCGCAAGUUCUGGGAGCCUCUGAAGCCGGAGCAGUUGUCUAACCCUCCAAGUUACUCUGAUUGCAUACAUUGGUGCUUGCCUGGUGUACCUGACGUAUGGAACGAGUUGUUCUUCCAUUUCUUGUAAAAACAAAUAUGAACAUUGUUUGAAAGGAUUUUCGUUUCUGCUUUGAGCUUUCCCAUUGCAAUGGGAAAAAGGAUGUACUUUUGUACCGGCAUAGUAAAAUUCCCAACUCUUAAGGGUAUUGUUUAAAUGUUUUCAUUCUUUGAAAAUAUAUGUACUGAUCUGAUAUGCAACUUAUCAUGUGUUGUAACUAGAAUUGGCUAUUUAAGGGAAGGUAGUUA
Morus notabilis is the source of this 1665-nucleotide messenger RNA. Its product is annotated as protein trichome birefringence-like 35. The transcript is spliced from 6 exons. Gene Ontology annotation, cellular component: Golgi apparatus. The record is from RefSeq and is a predicted model, not a curated record. The coding region runs from base 83 to 1447 and encodes 454 amino acids. Gene Ontology annotation, molecular function: O-acetyltransferase activity. NCBI's taxonomy places the organism in Eukaryota, Viridiplantae, Streptophyta, Magnoliopsida, Rosales, Moraceae.